AUGACUGCAAGUGAGCAGACGGCAGUGAGAGUUGCCGUCCGGGUACGGCCUCAGACUGCAAGGGAAAGGAGCAAUCGUGAGAAAGAUUGUAUAGCCUGCAACAUAACUACAAGACAGCGGUCUUUCACAUUCGAUUAUCUUUUUGAUCCAUCAUCAACUCAGCAAGACAUCUACAACCAGAGCGUCCGGCCUCUCGUGGAUGCCGCACUCUCGGGUUACAAUGCCACGGUGUUCGCAUACGGGCAGACCGGUUCCGGGAAAACGUAUACCAUGGGCUCUUCGUCAUGGGAUGGAUUGACAGAGGAUGACCUGGGAAUGCUUCCAAGAGCGCUCAAGCAGAUAUUCGAGGAGAGGGGGCGUCGUGAGCAGUCGUCAAACAUGAUUCUGCGUGCUUCGUUCUUGGAGAUUCAUAACGAAGAACUCCGUGAUCUCCUCUCAAUCCCGAGUACCCUUCCCUUCGGCAUUGGGGCCAGGAGAGCGACGCUGCAAAUUCGGGAGGAUCCCCAGGGAGGAAUAUAUUUUGCAGGGGCUGAAGAACGUGAAGUGGAGAGCUUCAGGGACAUGUGCGAGCUCUUGGAACAGGGAACUGCUCGCCGAGCAGUAGGCAGUACUGAGAUGAAUGCGCACUCAAGCCGAUCACAUGCGAUUUUUACUUUGAUCAUUGAACAGCGAUUGAUCCGCGAAAGCGACUUCCUGAUUGCGCUCAACACCAGUGACGGGGCUGGAACAGAAGAUGGUGCAAAUCUAGCGGAAGAGGAGUACAUUGUUUCGAAGUUCCACUUCGUGGAUCUAGCUGGAAGUGAGAGAUUGAAGAAGACCAAGGCAGAGGGAGAACGAUUGAAGGAAGGUAUCAACAUCAACUCUGGUUUGCUAGCACUUGGAAAUGUCAUUUCUGCUCUUGGCGACGAACAGAAGAGGCAUUCGGUUCAUGUUCCAUAUCGAGACUCAAAACUGACAAGAAUGCUGCAAGACAGCUUAGGUGGAAAUUCACGUACUCUCAUGAUUGCUUGUGUCAGCCCUGUUGACAGCAACUCUGAGGAAAGUUUGAAUACGUUGAAAUAUGCGAACAGAGCAAGAAACAUCAAGAAUACACCAAUAAUCAACCGAGAUCCAAACUCUCAUCUGAUAGCACAGAGAUCGAGGAAAAGUGUCGGACUAAGGCAGUUCUCCGGGCUGCUUCUCAGCCCUGCCAUGGCCUGA
Messenger RNA from Guillardia theta CCMP2712, 1200 nucleotides. RefSeq lists its product as hypothetical. Gene Ontology annotation, molecular function: ATP binding; microtubule motor activity; microtubule binding. Gene Ontology annotation, biological process: microtubule-based movement; mitotic spindle organization. The record is from RefSeq and is a predicted model, not a curated record. Lineage: Eukaryota; Cryptophyceae; Pyrenomonadales; Geminigeraceae. The coding region runs from base 1 to 1200 and encodes 399 amino acids. The transcript has 4 exons.